GAAUUUUUUUUUCUAUCAGAUUUUAAAGAAUAAAUGGCAUCAACUUUGGCUGGCAUGUCUUCGGUUGGCUCCUUGGCUGCACCUAGUGCUCGUGUGACAGAUAAGAAAUUUGCAACUUCUUUGGACAAGUUAUCAUCUUUCACUUCCAUAUCUUCAAGCUUGUUUGGUAGGAGACAAAAUGUUGCUCUACGUAGAACACCUUCACCCAGAAUAAAUGCCAUGGCGAAGGAUCUGUAUUUCAACAAGGAUGGGUCGGCUAUUAAGAAACUGCAAAGUGGUGUCAACAAGCUUGCGGAUCUUGUUGGGGUUACUCUUGGUCCGAAGGGCCGGAAUGUUGUUCUAGAGAGUAAAUAUGGCUCCCCAAAAAUUGUUAAUGAUGGGGUGACUGUGGCCAGAGAGGUCGAGUUGGAAGAUCCAGUAGAGAACAUUGGUGCUAAAUUGGUUAGACAAGCAGCUGCCAAGACCAAUGACUUGGCUGGAGAUGGGACAACAACAUCUGUUGUUCUUGCACAAGGUCUUAUCACUGAGGGUGUAAAGGUGGUAGCAGCUGGUGCAAACCCUGUUCUGAUUACUAGAGGCAUUGAGAAGACAGCAAAAGCUUUGGUUGAAGAGCUUAAGCUGAUGUCUAAAGAGGUUGAAGACAGUGAACUAGCAGAUGUGGCUGCCGUUAGUGCUGGGAACAACUAUGAAGUAGGUAGUAUGAUAGCUGAAGCCAUGAGUAAAGUGGGUCGGAAGGGUGUGGUGACUCUCGAAGAGGGUAAAAGUGCUGAGAACAGUCUUUAUGUUGUCGAAGGGAUGCAAUUUGAUCGCGGAUAUAUCUCACCUUACUUUGUCACAGAUAGUGAGAAAAUGACAGUUGAAUAUGAGAACUGCAAGUUGCUACUGGUUGACAAGAAAAUAUCAAAUGCAAGGGAUCUUAUUAACGUCCUGGAAGAUGCUAUCAGAGGUGGGUACCCAAUUGUAAUAGUUGCGGAAGAUAUUGAGCAAGAAGCAUUGGCAACUCUUGUUGUGAACAAGCUUAGAGGAGCACUGAAGAUUGCCGCUCUGAAAGCUCCUGGAUUUGGAGAAAGAAAGAGCCAGUACCUUGAUGACAUUGCGAUUCUGACUGGAGGGACUGUUAUCAGAGAGGAGGUUGGGCUUACCUUAGACCAAGCAGAUAAAGAAGUCCUGGGUCAUGCUGCUAAGGUUGUGCUCACCAAGGACUCGACAACAAUAAUUGGCGAUGGGAGCACUCAGGAAGUAGUGAAUAAACGUGUUGCCCAGAUUAGAAAUCUCAUAGAGGUUGCGGAGCAAGAUUAUGAAAAGGAAAAACUUAAUGAAAGAAUAGCAAAACUGUCUGGAGGUGUUGCUGUCAUUCAGGUUGGAGCACAAACUGAGACAGAGCUGAAAGAGAAGAAAUUGAGAGUAGAAGAUGCUCUUAAUGCAACAAAGGCAGCUGUCGAAGAAGGUAUUGUUGUUGGUGGUGGAUGCACUCUGUUGAGGCUUGCUUCAAAAGUUGAUUGCAUUAAGGAGAGCCUUGAUAAUGACGAGGAAAAGGUGAUUUUAUGUUUUAAUUUGCCUUGGAUAUAUCUACUGGCCAAAGUCUUAUAAUUUUUGGGACACCUU
Camellia sinensis is the source of this 1605-nucleotide messenger RNA. NCBI's taxonomy places the organism in Eukaryota, Viridiplantae, Streptophyta, Magnoliopsida, Ericales, Theaceae. The record is from RefSeq and is a predicted model, not a curated record.